Molecule: messenger RNA, 1629 nt
Organism: Sphaeramia orbicularis (orbiculate cardinalfish)
Lineage: Eukaryota; Metazoa; Chordata; Actinopteri; Kurtiformes; Apogonidae
Gene: ptges3a
Product: prostaglandin E synthase 3a (cytosolic)
Exons: 7
Coding region: 150-710 (186 amino acids)
Biological process (GO): telomerase holoenzyme complex assembly; prostaglandin biosynthetic process; chaperone-mediated protein complex assembly
Cellular component (GO): cytosol; nucleus
Molecular function (GO): Hsp90 protein binding; prostaglandin-E synthase activity; protein-folding chaperone binding
Source: RefSeq, a predicted model, not a curated record
AACACGCGAUAUUUGGAGAGACACCAGCGGUUCUGUCGUAAACGUUAACUGUUUACGUUUCAAUGAUCAUAUUUGCCGGGCGAUACAGCUAGGUAGCAGUUCUAAUCUUUAUCGUGGCCCUACGGACUUAAGUUGCUAACACUGUGAAGAUGCAGCCUGCAGCAGCUAAGUGGUAUGACAGAAGGGACUCUGUUUAUGUAGAGUUCUGCGUGGAGGACAGUAAAAAUGUGCAAGUAACCUUUGACAAGUCAAAAAUGGAUUUCAGCUGCAUCACUGGAACAGAUAAUAUCAAACACCAGAAUGUAGUGGAGCUUUUUGGGGAAAUUGACCCCAAAGAAUCCAAGCACAGACGAACAGACAGGUCUGUUUUGUGUUGUUUACGAAAAGCAGAGGCUGGGAAAUCAUGGCCUCGACUUACCAAAGACAAAGCAAAGUGCAACUGGCUGAGUGUGGAUUUCAAUAAUUGGAAAGACUGGGAAGAUGACUCAGAUGAGGACUUAUCAAGUUUUGACAAAUUCUCAGAGGUAUGUAUAUAUUUAUACUUGGCUGAACUUAUAAGUACUCCAAGAUUUAGUGGUGACUUAAUAGUGUUGUGUUUACUUCAGAUGAUGAACAGCAUGGGAGGAGAUGACUUACCUGAUUUAGAUGGUGCAGAAGAGGAGCAUGAUUCUGCAGACAGUGAUGAUGAAAAAAUGCCUGACCUUGAGUAGAUGAAUAUGGACGCCACCUUAGUAGUACAUAAAUCAGUCGGUUGAAGAGAGAGACUUAGACAUGUGUUGGCAGCCACUUUGGAGAAGACACCUCAUCUCUCUACAGUUUCCAAAGCGAAACCCCACAAGGGAGUGACUGUUGGAUACAGACGUGCACAGAUAUCCUUACCGACAUACAGUGCUGUGCUUUGCUGUUCUGUUCUGCAUGAACAAUUCUGUUCAAAUGAAAAUGUUAUUGUUCAUUGACUUUAAUGACUGUAAUGGGACGUGCUGAUGUCUUACACCUUCUCUCUGUUUUUUUGCAAUGUCAGGUUAGUUAUCGAACCUUGUGAUUUCUAAUGACGAAGCAAACUCAAAAUGCCUAUUUUCCAAAAAGUAGAUUUUUUUAAUAACAGGUUUUCCCCUUUAAUGUUUGUAUUGUAAAUUGCACUUAUUUUGUUUGUUAAUUUAAAACAGCAACCUUUCAGCUUGUAAUGGGUUUUCUGAUGUAUGUCAACAUCUACAAAUAUUUAAUAAUCUCAAUUUUAAAAACUUAUUUCAGCAUUUAAAAUGAAUAUGCUUGUGCAUCUUACAGCUUGUGUUGAAACCAUGGCAGUAAAGUGAUACAAUUUUUGCUUAUAUUCAUACCUUUACAAAGGCAAGUGUGUUUCUCUAUGCCGAUGUACAGAAAGAUUGCACAUUGUAGCAGUUACAAAAAUUAAUUUUCUUCCAUAUGCAUACUGAGAUGGGGCAGAAAUCCUUUGUAAGUCUACCAGGACUUUUCCAAACGAGUGCAGGUUAUAAAUGUUUGUUAAUCAAUUACACUAGAACGAUGCUUUGCAAACUUGUGCGUUUGAACAUGUGUUGAACACUUUUGCGUUUGUCUAAUGCUGUGGGAGUUUGAGUAUACAUUUCUAAUAAACAGUCUCAAACCAUUGGA